Molecule: messenger RNA, 4578 nt
Organism: Mycosarcoma maydis (corn smut)
Lineage: Eukaryota; Fungi; Basidiomycota; Ustilaginomycetes; Ustilaginales
Exons: 1
Coding region: 1-4578 (1525 amino acids)
Source: RefSeq, a predicted model, not a curated record
AUGGUCGACGUCGAGUCAGCCGCCACGGACUUUACGGCACCUUUAUCGCCUUCGAACAUGCCCAUCGUAACCGUGAAACCAACAGCUUUUCAUCCACUUCCAGAGGAUACGCUUGUACUGCAAAAUACCCGCUCGUCUGCCGACAGCGUCACGUCCGCGCAACGCUCCUCCAACGCUAACGCUUCAGAGUCAAACGAUGCAAGACAUCAGCUCCCAAAGCGAGCUCCAGACGAGGAUGCACAAGCCGCUAGAGACAAACUCGAUCGAAUCAUCAAAGCACAGAAAACAAGACGGAAUUGGGCCAAAUCCACCGGUGUCACGAUGGUCUCCAAAGCGUUUGGCCGCAAUCAACGACGUCAACGAAGGAGGAGACACGGCCUUUCCUCGGACGAAGAGAGCGAUGAGCAGACCCACAAAGACGACGACGACGACAGAAAGGAUAAUAUGGACGAGGUCAAACUCAUGAUUACUGGAAACCCCGUUGUCACGAGAGUCUUUGACGCUGCGAACCGGGCAAAGGAACACUUUCGUGGUCAGUUCGACUCACCUGAAGCUUCACCUCGCGUCGAAGAAGCUGCUUUUCGCUUCUCCAUCAGCAGGCCAGCAAGCUCGCUGGCAAGACGCUUUCGCGCUCCAUCGACAGAGCCUCCGCCCGACUCUGGACUCAAAAGCGUCAAUCUUUCGCCUGCAGCUGAAAUGCCCGCUCGUGCUUCGAUCGAAGCUAACGCCGCUGCGCUCGACCGUCCAAGAUCGAGAAUUCGUCCGAAUUUAGCUCCCGAGUUGCUGGUCGUAGAUGAAGAAGGCCAAUCGCACGAGUUUGCGCUCGAAAUACCGACUCAAUCGCCGUCCCGUCGUCCAACGAUCCCCUUUUCAAGAAGCAUCAACAACACGACACCCAAUACCAACAUUUCCGACCCUCCGAGCAGCUCACCCCACUUUGCUGCGCUUUCGCCCUACCAAAACAAGCAGCAUCGUGGUUCUUCGCCCAGCAUCACAGCUGGUCAGAUCUACGACGAGCCAGAUCCUCAUGAUCACGAUCCGGCGCAUCGCGUCCGAACACCAACAUCAACCUCUUCUGCCUCAGAUGCGUCCAGCGACGACGAGCUUGACGACAGCGCACUCGCCUCGGACACAGACGAGGAAGGAGACCACAUGCUCCAAAUCAACUCUUUGAGCCUCGAGCACGGCGAGACGCUCACCAAGGAAGAAAUCAAGCGUCGCAAGAAACUCGUUCAUCGCGAGAUCCGGCGUAGAAAAGCCAACGGAGAGCCGAUCGAUGAUCUCAUCCACCUGCACGGAAAGUUUGGCCAGCUGAGUCACAAGGUGUCGAAGCGUGUUUCCAAAGGCAUUCACUACGCAUCCAGCCAGAGACGUAACCGGCGUGCGAUGGAUCGCUUUUCGCCGCAUCCAGCACAGCUUUCCUUGCAGACCGCAGACCUUGCACGCAGCACUUCUGCGCAGAGCGUAGGUGGCAUGACGCCCUUCUCGUCCAUCACGCCAUCCGUGUCGCGCAACAGCAACCACUUUGGCCAGAGGCGCGAGUCGAUUGCUACCGUGAUCAGCAGCCGAAGGAGCUCCAUGACCAUGGACGAAGAGGAUGCCGAUCCUCACAACGCUGAUGGUAGGACUACUCCUCGCAGAUCAAGCAUCAUCGAUCGCUCCAUUCUGAGUUCGCGCAACAGCAUUCGCAAGUACCUCCAUGCGCCCAAUGUCAUCAAGCGUCGUCGUCAGAGAAAGUGGGAAGCAGAGCUCGCAGCGUUAGAGCACGCUGCUCAACAAGAGGCUCGCCAGGCUGACCCAGAUGCCGAGCUCGACUCACUGCUGGCUAAGCAGGCGCAACUACAAGCCCCUUGCGACGCCCACAAGAUCAAGUACGAGUUUGACGUGCUCUAUGAAAAUCAGCGUGGCCUGCUCGUCUUUGGCAUUCCCAAAUUCAGCCCGAGGACGCUGUUUCAGUGGGACCCCUCCCCCUGGACGUCGGCUAGCGGCAAAAAGUCGGCCUACAACAUUGCAAACGCGCAGCUGCCCGAUCCGUCGUGGGAGUGGGCCUAUAGCGAAUGGUACAUCGACAUGACAGGCGAUGUCGACGAAGCAGGAUGGCAGUAUAGCGGCAACUUUGGUCGAAGGUUCUGGCCCAAUAUUUACUUCCCUCACGGCAGGCUUGGGCUGCCCAAGACAGGCGUCGAGGGCAUUCAAGAGAUGAAUGCUCGUCUUGCCGAGAAGGAAAAGAAACGCAAGCAAAAGGAAAGCACAAAGGAGGACGGCGGCUUUGAAGCUAUCAAACGUUCAGCGCGCGCUCGCUCGAGCAAGUGGACAGGAUCACCUGAUGCGUGGACGUUUGUACGGCGUCGUCGAUGGAUUCGACUUCGCCGCCGUAAGCCUCUGGCUAGCGCCACCAAGCUGAACGAAGCAUUGCCCACCCCUGCAACAACUGCUUCUCCAGCGCAGGAGAUUAGCGUGCCCGACAGUGCCACCAAAUUACCUAGAUCUCCGCGCCAGACUGGAGCCAAGCCUGGGCUUCCCGACGAGGAGCGGCAAGAAGAGAGCCCGUUGGGAAGCUCGGACGAAUCCGACUCAUCCUCCAGCGAAGACGAUCCGACACUGUUUGCGCCUGCUUAUGGCGGGGCUUCCGGCUUCCUUCCGCGUCGAUUGCCCGGUCACAUGGCCAAUGGUUCUCAUCCUGCGAGAAGCAAAGACCCGAGGUCCAGACGCAAGGAGCGCAAACACGCGCGCGAAUUUACAGGCACCAUUCGGGAGCUCAAAAGCCUCUUACCCUGCAUCAUCGCCAUGGAUCGCGAAGCCAGGGUUGGUCAUACGCCGACAUCUCUUAGUGCCAGUCAGAAUUCGUACAAGUGGGCGAUGCUCAAGAUCAACAAGGUCGACGCUCGCAACCCGUUCAUCAGCUGGCACCUUGUGAAACAACGAUUGCAGGAUGAAGACAUGGCGAUUGCUGCUACCACACUGAGGACUCUGGAGCGUAAGUUCCAGCAACGGCAGCUGGCUGCUAUGCACAAGAGGGAAGAGGUGGUGCCACAGGACCAUCUGCCGAUUCCGUCGAGCUUUCAGGCGGCGUCAAAGAGUAUUCGUUUUGACGGGAUCGCAGAGGCGCUUGACUGCGCUGCGGAUGCGGGUGCGGGUGCGGUGGAGGGUGCUAAUGCAAACGCAGGCUCGACACAACUGCUGGAGCCAUUUGCACAAACGUCUAGCGAAGGUCACGAGUUGACACGUGAAGCAUUGGUGGAGAUCAACUUUGCGCGCGUGCUGCGCGUGCUACGCGCAUGCAGGCUGGAUCGACAGCGCAUGGGUCUAUGGAAGCUCUGGUUGGGCGUCAUCUCGCUGGAUUCAUUGAUGGAGACAGCGCGACGUGAAGAUCUAGCUGCUCUGGGUCUGCUGUCAUCGCACACCGAGUAUGCGGGCGAUGCAUUGUUGGCGACGCGCGCGGUUUCGCCGGCGAAGGAUGCCAUUCCACACAUGAGCGGCGGUAGCUCGUUCCGGUACCGUCAACGCGCCGAGCGUGUGCGCGCGCGCUGGAGGGCUUCUGUGCCCACACCAGACGCUUCCGAUGUAUGGGAUCUGCUGGAACGCAAGCUGGACGACGUCUUGUUGCUAUUCGAGUUCCAGAGCAACCGCGCUAAGCUGAUCCGCUUGUUGCUCGCAGUGCACCAACGCUCGCAUCCCGAUCACGUGUAUCGCGAUCACUCGCUGCGCGCGAAUCCACUCGAGCUCUCGCCGGCGCAUGUGCACGGCGAUGCGCCCGAAAUGGGUGGUCCACCAGGCGGCGCGUCCAGCUCGCGGCUCGGAGGCUGGAAGCGAGCACGUCUGCCGAGGUUGGACUUCUACUCGGACUUGCUCAGUAUCUUGGCUGCAACACCGGGUAACGAGGCGACCACCAACUCAGAGUACAUCCUCAGUCAGCCGCAAGAGGAGGUGGCUAUGCCGCUCGCUCAUCAUUCGAGCGCAAAUGCGUUGAUCGAUACGCUGGAGGCGCAAGCAGUGUCGGAUUCGUUCCUGCACCACGAGAACAUUCCGUCCGGCUCGAACAGCCGAGAUGCAGGUCAAGACGCAGCGGUGGAAGCCAGUAGACUGAGUGCACGUGGUAUAGUCAGCACGUCCAGGAGUCCGUCGCCGGUGGUGAAGGGUCAGGCGGGUGUGUUGCCUUAUCGCAAGUCGCGCGUGGUGUCCGGCAGCAGCAGCUCGCUGGCGGCUGCGGACACACGCAGCCUGAGCGAACCGGUUGAUGUGGCAGAGUCCAUGACAGCCGCCACGGUCGGAGCUCGGUCCACUUGGGUUCAUUCGCAUCGACCAAAUGCACCUCAAGACGCAGCUAAGGGCUUGCAAUCACCGUCUGCUCUGGCGUCGAACGAUGCUCGAUCGAGCGUUGUAUCCAGUGCGCUACCAGCGCAAAGCACGCGCGACUCAGACGUAGCUGCGACCGGAAAAGCUGCGACAAGCCGAGCUCAGCCUGCAACGCAUACCGCACGCACUGUGGCAACACAAGCAUCCCGAUCUCCCCGACCACGCAUUCCGACAAGCGCCCGAUCCGUGUCCCCGCAAACACCCGCCAGUGAGCGUUUCUGA